AGGACUGUGAAGGAAACGUUCAGCUGCUUCACUGCUGGUUGCACUGUGCUGCGUGUGAAGAAGAGCUUUGAACAGCCUGUGCUGCCUCCCAGAGCUCCAGUGGCCCAAAGGUGAUGGUGUCAUCCUGAUUUGUUCCUCUCGUGACCCGGGAGUCCCUAAAUCCCAAACCACAUAGCUUUGGAAAAUCCUGGAAAUACCUGGAAUUCUAGGAGUAUCUCACCAAAACUUCUUAAGGUGCCCAGGCGCCGGAUCGAUAGCUUUACAUUCUCCUUUAUUAUUUUUUGUGUAUACAAAGAAAGAGACGAAAGUCUGAACAUUAGCAAUAGCCGCUGGCCAUCCACCAUUGCUUCGACGAACCUGCUGUGACCAAGAGGGCGUGACCUUUCUGCCUGCUGACAUCAAACAGACACUUGAAAAGGAAACGCAGUCAGAGAGGCUUCCGCGUGGUGGCAACUCAGACCAAAAACCCCAUCAGGCCUGGAUGCGAUGAACGCCUCAUGUAGGCAUCAGCAUGGACAGCUGUGAGUCUCCCGUGGUUUCUGGGACAGACGAUGGGCUCGGCUCCUCCCAGCAGCAGCAACCACCACAGCCCUGGAACGAUCACUCUAGCUCACAGGUCCCUUGCACCAACCAGGCCCCUUCCCUGGACCCUUUGUCUCUCUCUGCUCCCUACCCUUCUCAACCCCAAAACCCCAGUGCACCUCAUGACGGGGUGAGAGAACUACAGUCCCAGCAGCAGCAGCCAAAACAGACAUCGCCCCAGGCCCGCAGUGACAGCUCUGCCACAGGCCAGCUGCACCCCCGAGGAGAGGGUCUUGAGGAAGACGAGCAAGAGGGAGUGAGCUGUGGAGAAGAGGAAGAAUCUGAGGACUUGGAUGAAAUGGAGAUUGACAGCUGUUUCCCAAGUCUUCAACCCUUUCCUGGGGUGCCAAUGACCUCAGGGGGAGGGGGCAUGCCCACUCUUUUGCGACAUCCGCCCACACGACAGCAGGGAGCACCUGAGAGUGGGAGUGAGGAAGGAGAGGAGGAAGAGGAAGAGGAGAGCAGUGAUGUGGAGAACCUGGCUGGAGAGAUAGUCUACCAGCCUGAUGGCUCAGCCUACAUCGUAGAGAGCCUCAGUCAGUUGAUCCAAAGUGGUGGGGGCAUGGUACCCGGCCUGCUUCCCACAAACUCUCUAACCAGUGGGGGAAAACCGGGGGAACCUGCUGGGACUUCAUCCUCGGUCUACCCUCAGAUCAUCAACACGUUCCACAUAGCCUCGUCCUUCGGGAAGUGGUUUGGCAAUUCAGACCAAGGUUUCCCCAAUACCUCAACUAUGGCAGGCCUCAGCCCUGUCCUGCACAGUUUCCGUGUCUUCGAUGUGCGGCACAAAAGCAACAAGGAUUACCUGAACAGCGAUGGGUCUGCCAAGAAGUCCUGUGUAUCCAAAGAUGUUCCCAACAACGUGGAUUUCUCCAAAUUCGAUGGGCUAGCCCUAUAUGGCAAGGGUAAGCCCAUUCUCAUGUGUUUUCUCUGCAAGCUGUCCUUUGGCUACGCGCGUUCCUUUGCCACCCAUGCCGUCCAUGAUCACCGCAUGACACUGUGUGAGGACGAGCGGCGGCUGCUAGGGGACAAGCAUGCGUCUGCCAUCAUCCAGGGCAUUGGAAAGGACAAAGAGCCCCUCAUCAGUUUCCUGGAACCAAAAAAUAAGAGCGCUCCUCUGCCACCUACCCUGCUCCCCAUGAACUCUGGCCAGAGCUUCUAUGGCACAUUUAGUGGUGUCCAUCUGGAGCCUGGAAGCAGCAGCGGGGGCACCGACACCCUCCUGAACAAAGACUCUGACUCUGGCCUCCAGCAACAGCAGCAACAACAAACCCCGCUAAGCUCUGUCCUCUCUCUUGGAGGGCUGAGCAUUCCCAAAGCAUCCACUCUUACCUCAUCCCCAGGCUCUGCCAAAGACUCCAGUGCCCUGCCCAAACAGGGAGGGAGAACAGAGGAGCCUGCUGGGAAAGAGUUGGCAUGCAAGGGAGAUGAUGGGGACGCUGAGGGGCAUGAAAGGAAGACGCACCUCUCCAGCCAGAUGGGGGGCUCGGAAGAAGAAGAGGAACUGUUGUUAGGCGAGGAGGAAGACGAGGUGGAGGCUGAAAGCACUGCAGUGGCCUGUGGUGGUAACAGUAGCAGCGGCGGGGGUGAAGCGGGGGAACCAGCUGUCUCAAACCAAAGCAUUUCCAAAUCUCCUUUAUUAAUGCCUAGUAGCGCUCUCCAGCCUUCUGCCUGCACCUCUGCCGUCGGUUCCACACUCAACAGCAAAGGCCCUGCUUCCACUUCCUCCUCUGUCAAGGAAGAGGGUUCAGCUGCAGACGGUGGGGGGAGGACCUUAGAGCUCCCUCUGAGCUUUAACUGCCAGGGUCCCACUGUUCCCAUGGCAAUGGCGGCAGCUGCCGUCAGAAGGAGCGAGGACGACACUGCUGGCACUUCCUCCUCACCUCUGUCCUCCAAUGCUGCUGCUGAUGAAAGUGCCAAUCGAGAUAGUGCCACAGCUCCAGAACCAAAUGAUUGCCCAGCAGAGGGAGAGGAGGAAAAUGGAGCCCUUCUGCACCAUCACCACAUGCACCACCAUCAUCAUCACCUCCACCCUUCAUCUCAUGGCCACUCGCACCCCCUUCCAGGGGUCUCCUGUGACAUGACGGGGAUGGGCGAGUGUUCACAGAACCAUGGGCCCGGUGGCAACGGAGGAAGUGGGGUAGAAUGCCCUAAAUGUGACACUGUUCUGGGUUCCUCACGCUCCUUGGGUGGUCACAUGACCAUGAUGCAUUCACGCAACUCGUGCAAGACGCUGAAGUGUCCCAAAUGCAACUGGCAUUACAAGUACCAGCAGACGUUAGAGGCCCACAUGAAAGAGAAGCACCCAGACUCUGGAGGCUCCUGUGUGUACUGCAGCAGUGGUCAGAGCCACCCUCGUCUGGCUCGUGGAGAGAGCUACACCUGUGGAUACAAGCCCUUCCGGUGUGAGGUGUGCAACUACUCGACCACCACAAAGGGCAACCUAAGCAUCCACAUGCAGUCGGACAAGCACCUGAACAACAUGCAGACGCUGCAGAACGGAGGCUCUCUGGGCUCUGCGCAGGAGCAGGUGUUUGGACAUACCCCAGGAGGAGUGGUGGCUGUCCCCUCAGCGACCCAGGCCAGUAGCCAUCACCCACCCCACCACCAUCCCACACAGUCCUCCACCCAUAUGGCCGGACCGUGUGGGGCACCCUCUCCGACCAAGCCGAAGAGCAAACCUACCUGGCGGUGUGAGGUGUGUGACUACGAGACCAAUGUGGCACGGAACCUGCGUAUCCACAUGACCAGUGAGAAGCACAUGCACAACAUGAUGCUGCUCCAGCAGAAUGUGACUCAGAUGCAGCACGGCCGACUCGGAUUGGGAGCCAUGCCUUCACCCUCUGAGGCUGAGCUCUACCAGUAUUACCUGACCCAGAACAUGAGCCUUCCACCAGGCCUCAAGAUAGACCCAGCUGGAGCUGAGGCCCAGUUCCUGAUGGGGAGCUUUCAUCUGGAACCCAACAUGGCCGCUCUGGCCCCUGCACUCGUAGGUGGGGAGAUUCCUAUGGAUGUGCGGCUGGGCGGUGGGCAGUUGGUGUCUGAAGAACUGAUGACCCUGGGAGAGAGUCUGUCACAAACCAGCGAUCCCUCCCUCAAGCUCUUUCAGUGCGCCGUGUGCAACCGCUUCACAACUGACAACUUGGAUGUGCUUGGCAUGCAUAUGGGAGCUGAACGCAGCCUCCCGGAGGAGGAAUGGCGUGCGGUGGUGGGCGACUCUCACCAGUGCAAGUUGUGCCACUACACCACUCAGCUCAAGGCCAACUUCCAGCUGCACUGCAAGACAGACAAGCAUGUGCAGAAGUACCAGCUUGUGGCCCACAUUAAAGAAGGGGGCAAAGGCAACGAAUGGCGCCUGAAGUGUGUGGCCAUAGGCAAUCCAGUGCACCUGAAGUGCAACGCCUGUGACUACUACACCAACAGCCUGGAGAAGCUGCGAAUGCACACUGUCAAUUCCCGCCACGAGGCUAGCCUCAAACUCUACAAGCACCUGCAGCAGCACGAAAACGCGGUGGAGGGUGAUGCCUGCUACUACCAUUGUGUGCUGUGUAACUACUCGACCAAGGCCAAGCUCAACCUGAUCCAGCAUGUGCGCUCCAUGAAGCACCAGCGCAGUGAGAGCCUCAGGAAGCUUCAGCGCCUGCAGAAGGGCCUGCCGGAGGAGGAGGAGGACCUCAGCUCCAUCUUCACCAUUCGCAAAUGCCCCUCUUCAGAUACAGGAGAGCUGAGCGAGGAUGUGGAGGCUGCUAGUGAGACCACCACAGACCAGGAGGACCAAACCAAAGACAGAGAAAGUGGGGGGGAGAAGGAGCUCACCAAAGGGACAGCAUUGUCCGGCCACUUGGAACGGCACCAGUCAGAUUCCCCGAUCCCCUCCAAAAGACCCUCUUCGCGGUCAGAGACCUCCGAGAGCCCACUCUCCUCGAAGCGUCCCAGGACAGCUGAGAAGAGUGCUGCGGAGCAGAUGUACCAGUGUCCCUACUGCAAGUUCACCAACACAGACCUGAAUCGUCUCAGAAUGCACGUGAUGACGCAGCACUCUGUCCAGCCCAUGUUACGCUGCCCGCUAUGCCAGGACAUGCUCAACAACAAGAUCCACCUGCAGUUCCACCUCACACACCUCCACAGUGUGGCACCCGACUGUGUUGAUAAGCUGAUCGCCACAGUGACAGCAACUGAAGUACUGCCAGCAAGCAUGUUCAUACCUGUACCUAGUCCAGACAGAGAGUCCCAGGGCACCCCUCACGCCACAGCCAAUUCUAACUCUGAAGAUACAAAGAAGCAAGCUGAUGCAUCAGAUGCUGAUCCAGAAAAGGGGGUGUCACUCCCGACAGAAAUAGCUGAAGCUCGCAAGUCACCUCUGGAAGAUCAACAGUCAGAGAGGGAUGAUGCCACAGGAUUCCUGUGCUGGAAGAAAGGCUGUAAUCAAGUGUUCAAGUCCUCCAACUCCCUCCAGAUGCACUUCAAUGAAGUUCACAACAAAAGGCCUCAGCUGCCUGUUUCAGAUCGCCAUGUCUACAAGUACCGAUGUAACCAGUGCAGCCUGGCCUUCAAGACUGUGGAGAAACUACAGCUCCAUUCACAGUACCAUGUGAUCAGAGCAGCUACCAUGUGCUGCCUUUGCCAGCGAAGCUUCAGAACACUGCAGGCCCUGAAGAAACAUUUGGAAACCAGCCACCUGGAGCUGAGUGAAGCUGAUAUCCAGCAGCUUUAUGGAGGCUUACUGAUGAAUGGUGACAUUAUGGCAAUGGGUGAUCCAUCCCUUGGUGAAGAGCAUGGAAGUCUGGGAGAAGAUGACAAAGAGGGAGAUGAAAGUGAUCCAGAGGAAAAACAAAGUCCAACAGGCAGUGACUCUGGCUCACUGCAAGAAGAUUCUGGAUCGGAACCUAAACGUGCUCUGCCAUUCAGAAAGGGCCCCAAUUUUACCAUGGAGAAGUUCUUGGAUCCAUCUCGUCCCUUCAAGUGCACUGUAUGCAAAGAGUCUUUUACACAGAAGAACAUUCUUCUGGUUCACUAUAACUCAGUCUCCCACCUACACAAGGUGAAGAGGGCUCUUCAGGAGUCCACUACUGGUCAGCCUGAGCCUACCAGCAGCCCUGACAACAAGCCAUUCAAAUGCAGCACUUGUAACGUGGCAUACAGCCAGAGUUCCACUCUGGAGAUCCACAUGCGCUCUGUCCUUCACCAGACCAAAGCUAGGGCAGCCAAACUUGAAGCAGCGGGAGGGAUCACUAGCUCUGCAAGUGCUCCUGGAUUAAGUGGCGGAGUCAGCACUACAACAUCUAGUCCAAGCCCAGCGACUAACUCUACUACUAGCUCAACCAAUCACAGCUCUUCUGGGUCUCAGACAACUCAGAGUAUUCUUGGAGGAAACCACAUGAGCCAGAGUCAUUGCGUUGAAAGCCUGGGCAAUUCUUCAGUGAGCUGCCGUUCGUCACCAUCUGAGAACCACGAGGUGAAAAAGACUAAAUUUACAGACAUGCUGUCAGCUAGGGGGCAACAUCAACAACAGCUUCAGCAGCAGCAGCAGCAGUUGGCUCAGGCUCAAGCCCAAGCUCAAGCUCAGCUUCAGCAAGAGAUCCAGCAGCAGGCUGCUCUUUUACAAUCACAGCUAUUCAACCCAGCACUUCUGCAGCACUUCCCAAUGACAACUGAUGCACUUCUCCCCCUGCAACAGCAGCAGUUGCUAUUCCCCUUCUACAUCCCUGGAGCAGAAUUUCAGCUGAACCCAGAGAUCAACAUCAGUAACUCAGCACUUGGCCUCGCAGGAUCCUCCACCUCCUCACUGCUGGAGGAUCUAAAAAACUCAGCUCAGCAGGCCCAGCAGAGUUGCUUACAGCAGCAGUUGAUGCACCACCAUCUUCAGCAGCAACAUCAACAACAGCAACAGCAGCAGCAACAACAGCAGCAGCAACAACAGCAGCAGCAGCAAUCUCACUCACAGGGUCAGGGUCAGAUGGCAUUGCUGCAGCAGAGUGCAUCUCUCCUCCAGCAAGUGGAAAAAAAGCAGAAACCCCCCUCCUCUCAGAAUGAGAAAGACCGAGAAAUACAAAGAGAGAAAGACACAACUGAAAAAAAUGAGGAAUAUGUUAACAAAGAUUCCACAGACAGCAAGCCAAAAGAAAAGAAAGACAUUCAGCACAUUUCAAUUAACAUAAACCAUGAUACUGGACUGCCUCCACCAAGGAUCGCUUCAGAUGCUCGAGGAAAUGCAACUAAAGCCCUGCUGGAAAAUUUUGGGUUUGAGUUAGUAAUUCAGUACAAUGAAAAUAAACAGAAGGCUCAGAAAAAGGCAGCUGGACCUACAGGAUCAAGUGGUCCAGGUGGGAUAACAAGAGUGGUGGACCCCAUUGAGGGAUUAGAGAAACUGGAAUGUGAAGCCUGUGGCAAGCUGUUUUCAAACAUACUGAUUCUAAAGAGUCACCAGGAGCAUAUCCACCAGGCUUUCUUUCCAUUUCGAUCCCUUGAGAGGUUUGCCAAGGAAUACAGAGAGCAUUAUGAUAAACUCUAUCCACUGAGACCCUCUACACCAGAGGCUGCUCCUGCUCCUCCACCACCUCCUCCUCCACCUCCACCUCCUCCUCCGCCCCAAAGAGCUCCCACACCAAAUAUUCCUGUCUCCGCUGCCUCACUCACACCUCCAACUGUACCUGCCCCACAGCCGCCAGUUCCAAUGGCACAAAUCCCCAUGCCAAUGGAUUUGCCCCUCUUCUCGCCGCUCAUGAUGCAGCCUAUGUCUCUCCAGUCUUUGCCCACUCAGUUGCCUCCCCAGUUGCCAUCUGUGGAGCCAAGCCUGGCCUCAGACCUGGCCCAGCUCUAUCAACAACAGCUUACACCAGCCAUGCUACAGCAGCAGCAGAACAAGAGGCCACGGACACGCAUCACAGAUGACCAGCUUAGGGUCCUGCGGCAGUACUUUGAUAUCAACAAUUCACCAAAUGAGGAACAGAUUAAAGAGAUGGCAGACAAGUCAGGGCUGCCACAAAAAGUCAUAAAGCACUGGUUCAGAAACACGCUGUUUAAAGAGCGGCAGCGCAACAAAGACUCACCGUACAAUUUCAAUAAUCCACCAACAACAACUCUAGAGGACACAAAAAUUGACUCUAAACCUCCCUCCCCUGAACCUCAGAAACAAGAAUUUUAUGGAAGUAAAAGAUCAUCCAGGACUAGGUUUACUGACUACCAGCUAAGAGUACUACAAGACUUCUUUGAUGCCAAUGCUUAUCCUAAAGAUGAUGAAUUUGAACAGCUCUCCAACCUUCUGAGCCUUCCUACUCGUGUUAUUGUUGUGUGGUUCCAAAACGCUCGCCAGAAGGCCAGGAAGAAUUAUGAAAAUCAGGGUGAAGGUGGAAAAGAUGGUGAAAGACGAGAAUUGUCAAAUGACCGCUAUAUCCGCACCUCAAACCUGAACUACCAGUGCAAGAAAUGCAGUCUGGUUUUCCAGCGCAUAUUUGAUCUAAUAAAACACCAAAAGAAGCUGUGUUACAAAGAUGAAGACGAGGACGGACAGUAUGACAGCCAAAAUGAGGAUUCACUGGAUCUUUCUCAUGAAUGUUACACUCCCUCUGGGUCUUCCUGUCACACCCCAAUGCCCUCCUCUUCGAGUCUCUGCCCACUUCCACCCUCCACUUCAGCAUUCUCACACCUCCCAUCUGCUGAGAAAGAGGAGGCAUCACCAGCAUCCACCUCAACCCUCUAUGAGGAGAAGCCCAAGCAGUUACCAGAAAUUUCGGCUGAUCCACGAGAAAACCAAACCUCUAUUAAGCAGGAAAUUGUGCAUCCACCCCAGUCUGAGGCACAACACCACAGGCCUCAGAGAGAAGAGAAAAUUCAGACCAUUUCAAAGUCUAUCAAACAUUCAUCUCCUUCCUUCUCUCAGCAACAACAACAGUGUGGCCCCUCAGCCUCUCAGACAAGCCAAGCCUCAUCGCAAAGCUCCCACAUGGGCCUAAACCCACACCUGACCUCUGCCACACAACAACUGGCCCAACAGAUGAUCCCGUACCAGUGUGAGCAGUGCAAGAUUGGUUUCCCCUCCUUUGAGCACUGGCAGGAACACCAGCAAUUACACUUCCUUUCUGUGCAAAAUCAAUUCAUCCACCCUCAAUUCCUCGACCGUCCAAUUGACAUGCCUUUCAUGCUAUUUGAUCCCAGCAAUCCUCUCCUGGCAAGUCAGCUUCUUUCUGGGGCAAUGCCACAGAUCCCCAGCAGCUCUGCCACCUCUCCAUCCACCCCCACCUCCACCAUGAACUCCCUGAAAAGGAAGUUGGAGGAGAAAGCUGGCACUAGCCCGGGAGAGAACGACAGCACAAACAGUGGAGAGGAGCCACAGAGAGACAAGCGGCUCAGAACCACCAUCACACCUGAGCAGCUAGAGAUCCUCUAUCAGAAGUAUUUAUUAGAUUCAAAUCCUACACGUAAAAUGCUUGACCACAUUGCUCAUGAGGUUGGAUUAAAAAAGAGAGUAGUGCAAGUCUGGUUCCAGAACACCAGAGCUAGAGAGAGAAAAGGCCAGUUCAGGGCAGUAGGGCCAGCUCAAGCUCAUCGAAGGUGCCCCUUCUGUCGGGCUCUUUUUAAAGCAAAAACUGCCCUCGAGGCACACAUUCGCUCUCGCCACUGGCAUGAAGCCAAACGUGCUGGAUAUAAUUUAACUCUCACUGGUAUGUUACCCGAACAGGAGGGAAUACAAAUAAAAAUGGAUUCUCUAGAGACAUCAAGUUACUCGCAACUGGUCCAGACAAACAGUGAUGGACAAAGCUCCUCCAUGUCACCAGUGAACAAAGGCAUGGAUUUGUCUCCAAGGGCUUUACUGAGCCCUUCAUCCAUUAAAGUUGAGGGAAUGGAAGAUUUCGAGAGCGCAACCAUGUCCUCUGUAAACCUCAACUUUGAUCAGAGCAAACUGGAUAAUGACGACUGCUCUUCUGUAAAUACAGCCAUCACAGACACAACCACAGGUGAUGAGGCCAAUGCUGACAAUGACAGUGCUGAUGCAAAGCACAGCCAGAAUAGUGGUGAUUACCUGCCUAAGUCUGGAGGCUCAGCCCCCAUCCUUGAAAAUGACGACCAGAUGUCCUCAGGGCUUGUAAGCCCUGCAACAAGCUAUUACGCUAAGGACUAUGAAAAUGAAAAUAUGAUUGACCACAGUGAGACAUCCAGCCUGGCUGACCCCUGCUCACCAAGUCCUGGAGCCUCAGGUAGCAGGAGCAUCGACAGUGGAGAUCGACCUGGUCAAAAGCGCUUUCGAACCCAGAUGACUAACCUCCAGCUCAAAGUGUUGAAAUCCUGUUUUAACGACUACAGGACUCCCACUAUGCUGGAAUGUGAAGUACUUGGCAAUGAAAUUGGACUUCCAAAGAGAGUGGUUCAGGUGUGGUUUCAAAAUGCUCGUGCCAAGGAGAAAAAGGCAAAGCUCAACAUGGCCAAGCACUUCGGAAUAAAUCAGACAUCCUACGAGGGGCCGAAGACUGAAUGCACUUUGUGUGGUGUCAAGUACAGUGCUCGCCUCUCUGUUCGUGAUCACAUUUUCUCCCAGCAACACAUCUCUAAGGUGAAGGAUACCAUUGGCAGCCAGAUCGAUAAGGAAAAAGAAUACUUUGACCCAGCCACUGUCCGCCAACUUAUGGCCCAGCAAGAGAUGGAUCGCAUUAAGAAGGCCAAUGAAGUUUUAGGACUGGCACAGCAGCAGGCCAUGCAGCAACAGGGGAUGUUCGAUAACCCUGCAAUGCAGGCUCUGAAUCUCCAGUCAGCCUAUCCAAAUCUGCAAGGCAUCCCACCUGUCCUUUUGCCAGGGGUUGGCAGCCCCUCUCUUUCCAGCUUUAACUCAUCUAAUUCAGCUUUAACUCCCCCAAAACCUUCAAACCUCCUGAACAUGCCUGGUGCCAGUGUUCCCUCACCUAGCCUCCCUACAUCCGGAUUGCCCAACAAGCCUCCCUCCUCAUCGUCUCUUGCCGCAUCCAGCCCAGCCCAGACCAACACAUCUGCUUCCCACUCAAGCCCCACCUCCUCCACGUCCAACUCCACUUCUUCAACUGCCCAGUCCAGCUCCCGGCCCGAACCCCCCAAAGAACGUGAUGCUGAGAGGGUAAGAGAGAAGGAGAAGCCCAAGGAAAAGACAGAGAAGCCCCCGACCCCAUCAUCAACUGGAAGCACCCCUGCCCCUUCCACUUCUGCUGCCAGCGCCAAGAAGGAGAAACCAGACACAGCUGUACCUGCCACUUCCAUGCCCACACCUGGCAUGGAGUAUGUGGUAGACCCUGCCCAGCUUCAGGCUCUUCAGGCUGCAUUGGCAUCUGAUCCCACAGCUCUCCUUACAAACCAGUUCCUGCCCUACUUCAUGCCUGGCUUUUCCCCAUAUUACACCCCACAGAUCCCUGGAGCUCUCCAAGGGGGCUACCUGCAACCAAUGUAUGGUAUGGAAAGUCUCUUCCCUUACAACCCAGCAUUGUCACAAGCACUGAUGGGCCUGUCUCCAGGGUCCCUGCUGCAGCAUUACCAGCAAUAUCAGCAGAGCUUGCAGGAGGCACUACAGCAGCAGCAGCGGCAGCUUCAGCAGAUCCAGCAACCCAAGGCGAGCCAAACUCCAGUUCCCUCUCAAUCCUUGGGGGAUCGUAAGGAAUCUGCCAAAGAUCCAGUGAAAACAGAGGAGCAAAAGGGCAACCCGCAUAGUGAACCCUCCACUUCCUCCUCCUCUUCCUCCUCCUCCUCUCAUAACAAAGUACCCUCUGAGCAGAAUGAGAUGGAUGGCAAAGCUGUGGACCCCCUUGUAGACCAGUACAUCGUCCCCAAGGUGCAGUAUAAACUGGCAUGCCGCAAAUGUCAAGCAGUUUUCACCAAGGAAGAAGCGGCUAUUACCCACCUUAAAUCUAACUGUUUUUUCGGUCAGUCUGUGGCAAACCUGCAAGAGAUGUUGCUGCGUGUCCCCGGUGGCGUAGGUGCAGGGGCUGGAAGUCUCUAUGACUGCCUGGCUUGUGACACUACGUUGGAUGGGGAGAAAGCACUCAGUCAACACCUGGAAUCGGCAUUGCACAAACACAGAACAAUCAAGCGAUCAGCCAGAAAUGCCAAAGAGCACGCUACUAGUUUAUUACCUCACUCUUCAGCCUGCUUCCCCAAUCCUAACACCGCAUCUACCUCGCAGUCUGCCACUCAUCCCAUCAGCAGCCCCCCUCCCCCGCCAACAACAUCAGCCACCAUGCCAUCUUCUGCUGUCUCCUCUUCCUUGUGCUCCUCCUCUACUACCCCACUCAACACCACAGCUGCCGGCAAACCCUGGCCCCAGGCCCCUUUCUCCAGAGCUUUAGCUGGGAAACCCAAUGCCAGUCCCUCCUCUUCUUCCUCCUCUUUUCCUCCAGUGUCCUCACCUUCAACGGUUACCUCAAGUUCAUUGAGCACCUCAGGAGUUCAGACCUCGAUACCAACAGACGUCUUUACCGACGAGUCUGACUCUGACAGCAGUCAGAAGUCAGCAGACAGGCUGGGCAGGACGGCGGAGGAGCCGCAGCAGCCUGGCUUUGUCAAAGACAGUAGUAGUUGUAGUAGUAAUCUUGCUAGUGUAGGAACAGACUCCAUCAGAUUGUAAAAGAGCUUUCAGUGAUGGACAAUAUUUAAAAAACACUAAAAAAAAGACAAAAAAAAUCACAAAUGGAAAAAACAUAAAAAGCAGCAAUGUUAAAAAUACAUUAAAAGUAUACAAACCAAUUUCAGAAAAAGAUGUGUAAAGACUAACUGCAAUUCCAAAGCUUGUAACCAAAAAUUUAAAUGUUAGUGGAUUGUUUUCCCAUAUCAACAUGCUGGUUUUCGUUUUGUUUUUUGUUUUGUUUUUUUUUUUGUUUUGUUUUGUUUUGUUUUGUUUUACUCAACAGAAAUACAUGCAUACUAAUAUAUGAGAAUAGAAAAGAUCGCUGCAGUUAUGUUUUGGGUAAUGGUAGAGGAAUGCUGUACUGUAUGGCAAUGGACUGCCUCAAAGUUGACAAAUGGCCCAAGAACCCUUUUGAAGAAACACGAGUCAACAAGCUGUCCCUUUGUUUUGUAAUAAUUUCUACUUAAUAGCACAGUCACAAAAAGCCAGUAUGUACUGUAUGGGAGAAUAGUCUAUCAGUUUUCUUGCUAUUUAAGCAUUCAGAUACCAAUGGCUUGCAAAACUAAAAGAAUAAUGUAAUGUCUAUUUUAUUCUCAGGUCAACAGCUCACAGAUGUUUUUCUGUUACAGAAAUCCAUGUUUUACACCUUUUGUUUCCAACAGGAGAUGAGCUUUUUUUCUUCUUUCAGAACUUGAUUUAAUAUUAGAAAGUUUUAAGUUGAGUGAAAUUUUAAUAAGGCAUUGUUUCUGGGCAUUCAAAAAAGGGUAAAUGAUUUACUGAUUUUAACAUUAGAAGUCCUUUUAAAAUGGGGGGAGGGGGGGGUAGCAAUCCCAUUAUACCCAGGCAAGGAGAGCAUUGCAGACAUAAUGACGGGCGAUAAAAAGAGUUUUGAUUAAAAAAAAGAAAAAAAAACAACCUUCUGUAUUUAUGAUAGAUAUGAACAUUUUUGGUGUUAAGUAGAUUGUUGCAUUGGAAAUGAAUUUAAACAGUAUGGUAGGUUGAAAAAAACUUUGUGUACAUUUAGCUUUUGUAUUGUCCAACUUUAAGACGCUUCAUUUGAUGUUGUCUUGGUCAUUCCGAUAGACUAGGUUUAUGGACAGGUAAUUUAUCUAAACUUUAUUUCUGUCUUAUUCUCAACUUCUUGGGAAACAUUCACCCAAAUGCCCCUCCUGACAAGGCAGGAUCCUCUUUUAGAAUUAUUUAAAUUUUAUGGUGUGGUUGGUGUUGCGCUAACCAAGACGAAAAAGAUCCUGGGUGAAAUAUUGAAAGUUUUAUUUUAUUUAAUUUUUGUGUUACCUUUGUGCACUUAUCACUGUCUGACUUCUAUUUCUCACUCUAAUUGUUCCUCUCUUCGCACUUAUUUUUCUCUGCUCUCCUGUGUUUGUAGAUAUGUACACUACAAAGCAGGUCUUUUGUUCUUCAUGUAGUGUGGCUACAGUCUUUAUUUUCAUUUUGACAUUUUUGUUGUCAUAAAUGAAAAUGAAAAAAGAAUACUAAUAAUAAUUCUCACGCUUUAAGACAAAAAGAAAAUCCAAAGACUAAACACUUUCACCAUUGGUGCAUAAAGAUGAGAAAAGAGGCUUCUUUAUACUUGAGAAUUUGUUGCUGUUUUUAGAGGAAAGAAAACAAAGUUUUAAAAGAUAAAGGAGUACGCAUCAGAGUUGCCGUUUUUGCUUCUUUGCAAGCAAACAGGUGGCUUUUUUACGUAAAUACCAAAAACCAAAAAGGGCCCUUGUCCUUGCAUUGUGGAGUAGCACCGUUACAGAGCCAUUGCAGUUUGUAAGAUAGAGGUUAUUAAUCUUUGUUUGACUUUUUUGUCACAUUCAAAUGUCCAUUUUUUAAAGAAAAUGUAUAAGGUCUGGUCUUCAAGGACAUACGUUUUGCUGCUAAUGUAGAAUUUUGAAAGAAAAAAAAAGAGUACCUAGAUGCAUGCUCAUUUUGCUUUUGGCUAAGCUUUAACUAAAACAAACAAUAAACCAAUUUCUUGCCUCUGCAACACCUUUUUUUUUCUUGUUGCAAAAACGGAACUUUGAAGACUGUGAAUAUAUGUUCCAAAGGACAUUUUAGCCGAUUUUCUUUUUGAACAGACCAAUGUUUAAAGCCAAUGAUCUAUAACGUUUGUAAAGAACAGUGCAUUCCAAAUAUCACAAUGGAUUUUUCUUAAGCAAGGACUGAUCCUAUUUCAUUUAAUUGCUUUUAAUUGUCACAAUCUAUUUUUUUUUCCUCAUUUUUAAAGUGACUGUAAACUGUUGUGUAAAUUUUUUUUGCAUCAUUGGUUGCUGAACAAAGUGACCUCCAUAUGUCAUUUUGUGCUGGCAUGGAACAUUGCUGAAAAUCCCUCCAUCCAGUCAAGGUUGUUGCUCACUUGUUAAGCAAGUAAUAGUGGUUACCAAAAAAUGUAUAUAAUACAUCUGGUACUGAUGCGUCUCAUAGGUUUAGUAACAUUUAUGCCAGUCAACAUACAACUAGUCUCAGAGGGAAAUGAUGGCUGUUAUGCUGAGGUGUUGUUGCCCCCUUCCUGGGAAAUCCACCAGUGACUUGUCCCAUGUGUCUGCAGGGUGCCACUUCCACACAUAGCUUGCAGGUUUUGUAGGGACAUCUUCAUUCCAAAGCAUUAUUUCUGGAAAAAGUAGGAGGUUUCUUGAAGAUGUCCCUUGGUUUCAAAUAGUUAGGAUGCUUUCAUGUCCAAAGAAGUCACCCACUUCAUUUUAUUGCAAUGGAAAUGGAUGUGCAUACGUAUCCCCGCCCUCUCACUGAUGAUCUGAUGAACUAAACAUUUUUAUUUUUUAAAACCAAAACCCAAACAUAUUUAAAUUUGUGAAGAACUACUUUUGGCCACUAUUGUAUAGCCAAUAUAUUAGCCCUGAUGAAUACAAGGCACAAUCUCAGAAGUGUUUAAAGUGCUACGUCUUGCAGAGCAAUAUGAUUUGGUGUUAGUACUACAGCAUGCUGUUGAAAGUCAGUAGAUUUGGUCUGCAAGCUUGCUAAUUCUCUAAAGUCCAGUUCCCUGAAAUACUGUUCAUAUGUACUUUCUUAUUUUGGAGAAAUCUUAAGUUGUACAGUUUUUCUCAAAUAUGUUUGCUUUAUUUUAAUUUUCAGAUAAUGUCAGACAUGUAUUGUUAUUUUCUUAUAAGUAUUUGUAUUUUAUUUUAGUUUCUGUAUAUUACUUUUUAUCAUAAAUUAACACUAGCUUUAAUUUGAAUUGCUGAAACUUAGAAACAAAAACAAAAAAUAUGACCUGGCCACUUUAUGGUGUGAUAAUGUUCUUUAUAUUCAUUGUCUCAAUGAUACUGUUUGCUCUCUUAUUUCCAAAGUGUAAUCUUUUGGGCUCUUUUGUGGACGACAGAUUUGAGGUCUCCACAUUAGAUUCAGCCAGCAUGGACUGUGUGUGAGUUUGUAUGUUUGUGUGUGUGUGUUUCAUAAGAGCCAGCAUCAAUUCAAUUUUUCUUGUUUGCCUUUUAUUUAGUUUUAUAUGUUACACACCAAAACAAACUGAACCACAAAGCUGGAUAACGAAUAUCUGAAAUUUAGAAAAUCAAAAUUUAAAUCUAAUGAUCUGAGAUGAGAAUAAUGAUGAUACCGAAGCACUGAGCAGUUUUUACUUUGAUUGAAUAUAUGAAUGUGGCCAAAGCUUUAUGCAGUUGAAACAAAAAGAAAAAGAAGUUACAAGUUGUGCCCCAGAUAAGUGUAUAUUUUAUUGUGGCACAAAACGCUAUUGUGGACAAUUGGAUCCACUGACUUACAUUGGGAUACUUGAUUUUAAUGGACAUUUACAAAGAGAGAGAGAUAAAGACAAGGUUUUGCUGUAGAGGUCAUCUUUUGCCCACUGUGAAAACGAACGUGUACCUGUAUACAGAUAUAGAUAUAUUUAAAACAAGACAUCAACUUUUUUGUUUUUGAGAUGAAGAAGGAAUGGAAAGAAAAACAAAGGACUCUGAGAAGCUUUGGAGAUCUCAUUAGGAGGACAUGAGAGGCUGUGGGCACACCAAAACUGGGCAUGGGAGCCGAAGGCAGGCUCAAAACAGCUUUAAAACCACCUCCUUAUUUGAUUACUGACAACUCUGUAAUGGGAAUGGACUCUGGAACCAAUGGACAUGUGUGACACAGAGAGGAAAGUCCUUAGAUGAAACUGAACUUAAGUGGCUCCAGCUGCCUCUUUCUCCUUUCUGUCUGUCUCUUUCUUUCUCCAGCUCUGCCUCUGCUUCUGCUCUUUGAUGGACAUUUUCCAAAUUUCAGGACAGGAUGGACAGAGAUGCUUGCUUCAUUUCUCCCAGUUCAUGUUGCUACCCGUUUCAUUUCCUUGUGCUUGUCUCUGGUUGACAAGUAAAGCUCUCCAGUCAAAUGGCGGCUCACCCCUCUCUCUGUUGAUUACAUUAUCUAAAAAGAGAAAUUAAUAACAGAGAGAGGGGACGGGUUCUCAAAGCUGUCAUUCUUAAAGAGGCAGUUACACUAAAAAAAAGCGUAUUAACCAAAAUUAACAACCAAACUAACAACCAAACAACCAUUUGCUCCAACUUCAAAGAUGAACUGUUACUUGGAGCUCUCUGUUCCUUUUGUGACUUCUGGUGCCACAAUGUUUUUUUAUGCUUUUAGUUUUUCUUUUUGUUUCCUUGAAUUACUCCUCCUUCGAGCCUCAUAAGCAUGGCUCUGUGGCUCCAGGCAGCCCAUCCGAGGGUAGAAAAAAACAGCCUUGCAAUGUACAAAAAAGAGCAAGUUAAACCAAAAAUGUUGUUCUUGAUGUCUUUUCUAUACUGUAGUCUUGUUAGCUUUUUUGUUACUGUAAUUAUAUGAUGAAGAUUUCCAAACUGUACCAAAUUACAUGGAAACUAACAUACAUACAACCACAUGGAACUUCAGACUUUUAAAGAAACUUUUGUCACAAAACCUUGUUGUCCUAGUUAAGUUGAUUGUAGAUGGUAAUUGAAUAUACUCCUUUGAAAAUAUUUCAUCAAGUAUGUUUCUUGCUCAUUGUGAUACAUUAAAAAAGUAUGAGCAUAAAU
This is a messenger RNA of Lates calcarifer (barramundi perch), 17160 nucleotides long. It is a transcript of the gene zfhx3b, whose product is annotated as zinc finger homeobox 3b. Gene Ontology annotation, molecular function: RNA polymerase II cis-regulatory region sequence-specific DNA binding; DNA-binding transcription factor activity, RNA polymerase II-specific; zinc ion binding. Gene Ontology annotation, biological process: regulation of neuron differentiation; regulation of transcription by RNA polymerase II; brain development. Bases 512 to 12160 code for a protein of 3882 amino acids. The transcript is spliced from 13 exons. Lineage: Eukaryota; Metazoa; Chordata; Actinopteri; Centropomidae. Gene Ontology annotation, cellular component: nucleus. The record is from RefSeq and is a predicted model, not a curated record.